Dujonia railenensis is the source of this 1731-nucleotide messenger RNA. The record is from the annotation of a GenBank genome assembly. Lineage: Eukaryota; Fungi; Ascomycota; Pichiomycetes; Serinales; Debaryomycetaceae.
AUGAACCCCCCUCAUCAGAGAAAUAAUAGAAGGUCUUCGACUUCCACUACAUCCACGGUGGAGGCCCAAGUACCUUCAACAUCUUCUUCGCUACAUUCAAGAUACUCCAUUUCCCAUUCGUCUACAAACAUAAGUAAUAGCUCGACUGCUACCCCAGUUACAAAUGAGAGUACCAGUGCAGCAGUUACCCCAUUUCAAAAAAAAGUAAAUAGACUCAAAGAAAUAAUUUGCAAGUAUUCUACCUUUAUUGGCCCAGGUUUAAUGGUGUCUGUCGCAUAUAUGGAUCCUGGUAAUUAUGCCACCGGUAUCACUGCUGGUUCACUGAAUAAGUACUCUUUACUUUUCUUCGUGUUACUUUCCAAUAUCAUUGCAAUUUUCCUUCAGUCACUCUGUGUGAAAUUAGGGUCUGUCACGGGUUUCGAUUUAGCAAGAUGCUCUCGUGAAUACUUACCUCGUAAGCUAAACUAUGUCUUGUGGUUCCUUGCAGAAUGUGCCAUUAUAGCUACCGAUAUUGCUGAAGUAAUUGGGUCCGCCAUUGCUCUUAAUAUCUUGAUUAGGGUUCCCAUUCCUGCUGGUGUUGUUUUAACAGUGGUAGAUGUAUUGUUUGUAUUAUUAGCUUACAGAAAUGAUACGUCAUCGGCCAAAUUCGUCAGAUAUUUCGAAUAUAUAGUUGCGGUUUUAGUGUUAGGUGUAUGCGUUUGUUUCGCAGUUGAGUUGGCCAACAUCCAAACAGAAGGAAUCAAAACCGUACGUGAAAUUUUCAGAGGAUUUGCUCCUUCAAAAGAGAUGUUUGAAGGAAGUGGAUUGACAAUUGCAACUUCUAUUAUUGGAUCCACUGUUAUGAUCCAUUCAUUAUUCUUGGGAUCUGGUAUAGUUCAGCCAAGACUAAGAGAAUACGAUGUUGUUAACGGAUAUGUCAAACUUGACGAACUACAUGACGAUGAUGAAACUCAUAGUGAUGACAUUCAUGAGGUUAAUGGAGAGAAAAGUGAAAUAUCCGAAAGCCAGAUCAAAGUCAUUCAAUUGGAAAAAGAAGCAAGGUUUUUCUACAAUUCUUACAAGCCUUCUAUCUAUGCUAUUGAUUAUUCAUUGAAGUACUCAAUUAUUGAAUUGGCUUUAACAUUAUUCACGGUUGCCAUUUUUGUUAAUGCAGCAAUCUUGAUUGUAGCAGGUUCCACAUUGUACGGUACCGAGGAAGCAGUUGAUGCUGAUUUGUACACCAUCCACAGUUUAUUGUCCAGUACAUUGGCACCUGUGGUAGGUACUGUUUUCAUGUUGGCAUUGCUCUUCAGUGGUCAGUCUGCUGGUAUUGUCUGCACUAUUGCGGGACAAAUUGUAAGUGAAGGCCACAUCAAUUGGACUUGUAAACCAUGGAUUCGUAGGCUUGCUACCAGAGCAAUUUCAAUCAUCCCGUGCUUAAUCAUAUCAUUGUCUAUUGGUAGAAAUGGGUUGAACGCUGCAUUGAAUAUUUCCCAAGUGGUUAUAUCGAUCUUAUUGCCCCCAUUGACUGCCCCAUUGAUUUAUUUUACAUGCAAAAAAUCCAUCAUGAGAGUGGAAUUGCCCGAGGAAGAAGGGGAUAAUGAAGAUGGUGCCUGUGUCGAGGAAGACGGGAAAAGGUAUAAGUACAUGAAUAAUAACUGGAUCACCACAGGUUUUUUGGUAUUGAUCUGGUUAUUUAUCUCCACCUUAAACGUCUACGCCAUAGUUGAUUUAGCAAGGAAUGGGUAUUAG